Etheostoma cragini (Arkansas darter) is the source of this 4803-nucleotide messenger RNA. RefSeq names its product zinc finger protein 646. NCBI's taxonomy places the organism in Eukaryota, Metazoa, Chordata, Actinopteri, Perciformes, Percidae. The coding region runs from base 120 to 4670 and encodes 1516 amino acids. The transcript is spliced from 3 exons. The record is from RefSeq and is a predicted model, not a curated record.
CCCCCCCCCCCCCAGCUGCAGAGCUAAGCCCUCCUCUUUUCCUCCUCUCCUCCCUAGCGUCACUGUUCAUUUCCAUGUUGUGAACUGUGACUCCCUCCUAUUGUUUGCUUUAGAGUACUAUGGCAAUGCAUGAUAUGAGUCGUGCCAAGGGUUUCCCCUGUAAAGAGUGUGAUAUGGUGUGUCCGAGUACUCCAAGUCUUCUAGAGCAUAUGAAAGCACAUUAUCAGCAGGAAGAGAACGGGCGUUUUGAGUGUGAACAGUGUGGACGCAUCUACAAGCACGCCGCUAGCCUCGCCAACCACAAGAAGUCCCACGAGGUCGGUUCCUUCCAGUGUCCGGUCUGCACGCGCACGCUGCCCAACGCGGUCGCUUUGAAAAACCACCUACGGAUCCAUACGCUGUCCCCGAGUAGUGCCCACACAGAGGAAGAAGGGGAAGAAGUACCCGAAGAAGGGGGCCACGACGAGAGGGACUACGGUCUCGCCCAAGACCUCUCAGACGGGUUUGGGCGCUCCCAUUUGAACAACAGUUUGGGACACAGUGUCCUGCAGAGCCACCAGACAGGCGACCACGGGAAAAAAGGUUCCCCUGAAACCGAAGAAGCGUGGGAUAGACCGUUCAAGUGCGAUCAGUGCGACCGGACGUACCGGCACCACGGCAGCCUGGUGAACCACAAGAAGUGCCACCAGCAAGGGACUUUUAAGUGCUCUGUGUGUUUCAAACAAUUCAGCAACCUGGCUGCACUAAACAGCCACGAGAGAACUCACUCGAAGUUCAAGACGCCCGGAGCGUCAAUGGUGAGCGGCGGCGGCGCCGGCACGCAGUCGUCCCAGAGCGACGACACCGCUUCCUGUUUCUGCCACCUGUGCCAGAUCUCGCUGCCAAGUAAGACAGACUUUCAGGAGCACAUCUUGCUUCACAACGCCGCCUCGCCUUCCCUCGGCCUGCCGCGCAGUUUCCCAGGCAUCAUGCCCCACAAUCUGAGCGCCGUUCGAUCCCCGGCGUACACCCCCACCCUGGGGGACCCUCUGCCCUUGCCUCCCUUGCCCAGUGACAAAAGAGGCCCCUAUGAUCCCAUAAUGGGUCCCCCUGUGAACAACCCCAUCUACACGUGUGCAUACUGUGGCGCGGGACACCCAGAUCUGGAGACUUUGAAAGUCCACUAUUUGACUCACGACCCCCACCCGGGCGCCCACGGCCAGGACAGCUCCAUUCUAAACUCCGACGCGCUAAGCUCCGGUUCCCAGGGCUCCGUGUCGUCUCCCUCCGGGGGCCGUGUGCCCCAUGCGAAUUCUCCAGACGACGGAGAGCGGCGCUUUAAGUGCGGAGAGUGUGGCAAAAGUUACCGGCACGCAGGAAGCUUGGUGAACCACAAACGCUGCCAUCAGACGGGCCACUACCAGUGUACCAUCUGCUGCAAGCAGUACCCGCACCUGGCGGCGCUGCACAGCCACCUGCGAAGCCACAAGGGGCGCUCUGCCAACCAGUCGAUUAACGACAGCAACGACUGGCUGUCUCCGGAGCCCCUGACUCUGGACUCGCAGCAGAGCUACGUCCAGGAAGGCAGCGGCGCCACCACGCCGAUCUCUCUGCCUGGAAAUCUGGGUGACGGGAACCACUUUGUUCCAGACGGCGGCCACAGCAGCGGGCUCGACUCUCUGGAGUUCCACGAUCGCUUCGACGGCAGCUCGCUCUCCCAGAGCAACGCGUCUCACCGCCAGGCCGACAGACACGUGUGCGCCGACUGCGGUCAGAUGUACGGAGAUGUAUCCGGCAUCAAGUCGCACCUGUGCCCCCGCCGCGGCCAGCAGCCCCAGCAGCAGAGCACGAUGUCCAACGGGUUCCUGGCGAGCAUGAACUACCACAGCUCUGGUGGAACCUCGCUGCCCGCCGAAGGCUCCAGCAGCCUGAAGGAAGGUGGAAGCAGCAGCAGCGGCGGCGGCGGGCAACGCCAAUACUCCCAGAGCGGGGGCAAGAGAAUGGGCAGCAACGACAAAGAUGACGAUGACGACGGAGAAGUGUAUCAGUGUUCGGUGUGCGGCAACCACUACGCCAGCCUCCGAGCUCUCAGGAGCCACUUGCGUAGCCACGCCAACAACCCAACAGGGCCGGGACCGUCCAACCUGGAGCAGGAGUGGAGGAUGAUCUGCUCCACCUGCGGCCAAAGCUUCGCCAGGAAGCAAGAUCUCCUGAACCACCAGUUGGUCCACGGCCCCCAAAGGCCGGACGGCCAGCAACAAGGCAUCGUGGGCACCUCGGCUAACGGCAACGACAAAAUGGACGGACGCAACCACAUUUGCGUAGACUGCGGGAUGUUCUUUGCCGACCGCCACCACCUCAUCACUCACCUGUGUCCCGGGAAGAAUCGGGGCAGUUUGCUGAGCAAGCAGGGCCUGAACGGAGCCAAAGGGAUGUCCGGGGGGGAGGGCGUCGGAGGCGGGGUUGCCGGAGGAAGCCGUGAUGUCGGCGGCGACGGACGCAGGCCUCUGGUCGACCAAAGCGAGAAGCCACACAAAUGCGACCAAUGCGGACGCGGAUACAGACACCCGUGCUCUCUCCUAAACCACAAGAAGUCCCAUAAGACGGGGGUUUUCCGCUGCUUGGUGUGCCAGAAACGCUACUACAAUCUGCUGGCUCUCAAGAAUCACCAAAGGACCCACUUUGAUCUAAAGAGGCACAAGUGUGAAGAAUGUGGCAAGGCGUUCAAGAUCCAAAAGCAGCUGAUCAACCACCUCCGUCUCCACGAGGAGCACCGAGCCAAAGGUCUCGUCCGAACCGGACCCAACGGGUCCCGCUUCCAGCAGGCGGGCCCGUCCCACAUGCAGGCUAUGAGAGGAGAGUCCUCAAAGGGACAAGGGUUGGGUGUCAAAUACAGCCACCAAGGCUUCAAGAAGCCCUACUCGUCUGCCGGGACCUCCCGGCCCCAGAAGUUUGACCCCUCUGAAACUGGGAGGCGACCUUUUGCCUGCGACGAAUGCGGCAAGACGUACCGCCACGCAGGCAGCCUGGCUAAUCACAAGAACCUCCACAAAAUCGGGGAGUACCACUGCAACGUGUGCAACUCGACGUACCCCAACAGGCUGGCGAUGAAAAACCACCUCCGCCUCCACUUCGCCCAGAAGAAGCACAACUGCCAAGAGUGCGGCAAGGGCUUCCGCACCCAGAGGCAGCUGGCCACCCACACCACGGCGGGCCUGUGCAAGGGGCCCCAGGGCCCCGGAGCCCAGAUGGAUUUUGAAUGCGACGGCUGCUGCGAAGGCUUUGCCACGGCCGACGAACUUGCAGCCCACGACUGCCCCGCCCAGCACCUGCCGUCUUCCUCCUCCACCAACAGCUCCGCCAACAUCAGCAUGGAGAGGAGCUCGGUGGACCUGGACUCCGAUGAGAGGCCCUACGCCUGCGACCUGUGCAGCUGCGCUUACAAACACGCCAGCUCCCUGCUGAACCACAAGCACACCCACAAGACCGGCAACUUCCGGUGCAACUUCUGCGAGAAGCCGUACACCAACUACAUGGCGCUGCGCAACCACAUGCGCAUUCACACGCAGCGGAAGAAGCACAUCUGCCACACGUGUGGGAAAGCCUUCCGGUUGGCAAGGUUCCUCCGAAACCACCAGAAGGUCCACGAGGAGGGCGCGACCCCGUUCGGCUGCCCCACCUGUGGGAAGAGCUUCCAGGGGAGAUCCGGCCUAGCCAGGCACCGCUGCGGGGACAACCAGGUAGGCAUGGAAGUGAGGAGGAAGGCCGCUGCACCCCCGGGAGAGGGCGAGGAGUGUCGGUACACGUGUGACCAGUGCGGCCGCUCCUACCGCCACGCCAGCUCCCUCCUCAACCACAAGAACACCCACACCGUCGGCAUCUACCACUGCGCCGUGUGCCUGAAGACCUACUCCAACCUGCUCGCCCUGAAGAACCACCGCCGCAUCCACUCCGAGACGCGCCGCCACCGCUGCCACGACUGCGGCAAGGCCUUCCGCGUGUCCUCGCAGCUCUACAACCACCGCCGCGUCCACCAGAAGCAGCGCGAGCUGACGUGCCGGUCCUGCCAGCGCGCCUUCCCCACGCCGGCCAGCUUCCGGCUCCACAUGGAGAUCACGCACGGCCAGACGCCGCCGCCGCCCCGCCAGCCCAGACCCCAGCAGCCCCGCCCGGGGAGCUCCCAGGACCUGGGCUGGGGGUCCGGCCUGGACCUCACCUUGAUGCAGGAGCAAGGACUCGGCCACGGAGGCGCGGCGGCGACGCCUAGAGGCCGCGGCGAGCCGAUGAAGUCCCACGCCUGCGAUCAGUGCGGGCGCUCGUACCGCCACGCCAGCUCGCUGCUCAACCACAAGAACAGCCACAAGACCGGCACCUACUUCUGCAACUCCUGCCAGAAGGAGUUCCCCAACCUGAUGUCCCUGAAGAACCACCGGCGGAUCCACACCGAGCCGAAGCGCUACCAGUGCCCCGACUGCGGGAAGUCGUUCCGCGUGUCCACGCAGCUCAUCUGCCACCGCCGCAUCCACACCAAGGAGAAGCCCUUCUCCUGCCAGCAGUGCGACAAGCACUUCUCCUCCAAGUCCAACCUGCGCCACCACAUGAAGGUGCACUGGAGCGGCUCGGGGGCGCCCCCCCGCAUGGCCAUGGCGGCGCCCAACUUCCUGGGUAUGCCCGGCGGCCCCUUCAUAUAGCGGAAGAGGGAUGGGAGGGGGUCCCGUUCCCGUGGACCGCAUGGGACUUUAUUUCUGAACGGGUGUGUGUCGUUGGAGAGAGAUAACGAUAGACACACGAGAUAAAACAUAAUUUAGCAAGCCGAGAAAGAUU